Molecule: messenger RNA, 1203 nt
Organism: Penicillium lagena
Lineage: Eukaryota; Fungi; Ascomycota; Eurotiomycetes; Eurotiales; Aspergillaceae
Product: ankyrin repeat domain-containing protein
Exons: 1
Coding region: 1-1203 (400 amino acids)
Molecular function (GO): protein binding
Source: RefSeq, a predicted model, not a curated record
AUGAAUUCUGGCAGUUCUGCACUAGAAUGGGCUGCCAAGUAUGGAAAUCAGGCUACAGCUCGGAUGUGUAUUCAAGAAGGUGCCCAAACCAGUGUGACGGAUAACCUUGGCUACAUGCCAUUAUCCUGGGCGGCGCAGAAUGGGCAUACAGCGGUGGUAAAGGUAUUACUUGAAGCUGGUCAGGUGGACGUGGACACAAAAAACUCCUGCGGUGGGACGUCCUUAUCCUUAGCUGCUGAAAAUGGGCACGAGGCGGUGGUGACGCUAUUACUUGAAACUGAGCGGGUGGACGUGAACUCAACGGACUGCCAUUCUCGGACACCCUUAUACGGGGCUGCUGUGCAUGGGCAUGAGGCAGUGGUGAAGCUAUUACUUGAGACCGGCCAGGUGGAUGUGGACUCAAAAACCUCCUCUGGUGCAACACCUUUAUCCGGGGCUGCGCGAAAUGGGCAUAAGGCAGUGGUGGAGCUCUUACUUCAGACUGGGCAGGUGGACGUGGACUCAAGGAACUCCCAUAAUGUGACACCAUUACUUCUAGCCUCUCAUUACGGACAUGAAGCGGUGGUGAAGCUCUUACUUCACACUGGACAGGUGGAUGUGUGCUCAAAGAGCUCCUCUGGUGCAACGCCUUUAUCUGGGGCUGUGCGAAAUGGGCAUGAGGCGGUGGUGAAGCUCUUACUUGGGACGGGGCAGGUGGACGUGGACUCAAGGAACUGCUAUGAUGCGACACUAUUACUUUUGGCUUCUCAGCAUGGGCAUGAAGCAUUGGUGAAGCUGUUACUUGACACCGGGCAGGUGGAGGUGGACUCAAAGAACUACUCUGGUGAAACCCCGUUUUCUAGGGCUGCGUGGAAUGGCCAUGAGAAGGUAGUAGAGCUCUUACUUCAGACUGGACGGGUGGAUGUGGACUCAAAGAGCUCCUCUGGUGCAACGCCUUUAUCAGGGGCUGUACGAAAUGGCCAUGAAGCGGUGGUGAAACUCUUACUUGAAACUGGGCAGGUGGACCUGGAUUUAAAGAAUUCUUAUGAUGAGACACUAUUACUGUUGGCUUCUCGUUAUGGGCAUGAGGCAGUGGUGAAGCUCUUACUUGACACUGGGCAGGUGGACGUGGACUCAAGGAACUUCCAUGGUGAGACGCCCUUGUCCCUGGCUGCUGAAAAUAGACAUGAGAUGGUAGUGCAACUGCUACUUGGGACUGGGUAG